Messenger RNA from Meloidogyne enterolobii, 786 nucleotides. Lineage: Eukaryota; Metazoa; Nematoda; Chromadorea; Rhabditida; Meloidogynidae. The record is from the annotation of a GenBank genome assembly.
AUGACUAAUUUAAUUGAUUCUUGUUUAUUAAAAAUUGGCUUUCACAAGGUUUUUUGUGAAAAUUCGAACGAAUUAUUAAAACAAAAUAUUCUUUCUGUUUUGAAUACUAAUUCUUCUCAAAAUAUUUUUAUUGGAUUUUCUGGCGGUUCAAUGCCUCAAUUACUUGCACCUUUAUUAAAUGAACUUUCAAAUGAUUUAAUUUCCAAUCUUUUAUUAUUUCCUGUCGAUGAACGUUUAGUGCCUUUACAAAAUGAAGAAAGCAAUGCCGGCAGUCUUUUACGAGAAUUAUCUACCAAUAAAGAAAGAUUUGAGAAUAAAAUAUUAAAAAUUUCUGAAGAACCUAAUUUAUUAGAAGAUGGACCUAAAAUGGCUUCAGAAUUUGAGAAUAAACUUCGAUUAAUGAAUCCAAAACUUGAUGAUAAUGGAUUUCCUAUUUUUGAUCUUCUACUUCUUGGAUUAGGCCCAGAUGGCCAUACUUGUUCUUUAUUUCCAAAUCAUCAAUUACUUGAAGAAAAAAAUAGAUGGAUUGCUUAUAUAGAUGAUUCGCCUAAACCUCCACCAAAAAGAAUUACUUUAACUUUACCUGUUUUGAAUGCAGCAAAAAAUAUUAUUUUUAUUGCUAAUGGGAAAUCUAAGGCCAAAAUUAUUGCUCAAAUAUUUGAAAAUGAAAAUAAUAAUAAAUUAUUGUUACCACCUAAUUUAAUUAAAAGAAGAGAAGAUCAACAACCAAUUAAAUGGUUUUUGGAUGGAGAUGCUAUUUUGGAUUUAAAAUUGAAUAGAAAAUAA